GCAAACGCUCAGUAGUCAGUUCACAGUUGCCUCAGUAGUGUAAUGGACGCUUGAGAGUUUAGUGUUUAGUCUUGCCUUCUUGCUCCAUGGCGUUAGUUCUGUGAAACGUUUCUAGAAACAAGAAAACAAGGAUUUGUAAGCGACAAAUCGCUUUAUUCUGACAUUUUCAGUUAUUCGAUCGAUUUGUUUAAUUUAGUGCCUAAAAAUGAACAUCAAUUCCCCUUCGGUAGAGUUGAGCUCUUACCGUGAUCAACAUUUUAAGGGCUCUCGAGCUGAACAAGACAGACUGCUCAGAAAUUCCACCACUUUAUAUGUCGGAAAUCUGUCGUUUUAUACAACAGAGGAACAAAUAUAUGAACUGUUUUCAAAAUGUGGAGACAUCAAGAGAAUCAUAAUGGGUCUUGACAAGUACAAGAAAACGCCAUGUGGCUUUUGUUUUAUGGAAUAUUAUUUGAGAGCCGAUGCUGAAAACUGUAUGCGUUAUAUAAAUGGAACAAGACUGGAUGACAGAAUAAUAAGAACAGAUUGGGAUGCUGGUUUUAUUGAAGGAAGACAGUACGGACGUGGGAAAACUGGAGGACAAGUAAGAGAUGAAUAUCGAUCAGACUUUGACAGUGGCCGAGGGGGCUACGGUAAGAUUCUCCAACAGAAAGUAGGAACAAUAGGAGAAGCUGCUUUCUAAAGUGUACUGGUUAAAUUUAAGUGUAAAAUUGAGAUAUAAGAAUGAACUCGAGUGACCAACAAUAACGAAAAGUGUAUGACAAAAGACGAUGGCGUGUAAAAAAAAAUAACUUUUAAGUAUUAGAGGAUAUUCUAUUAAUUUUAUAAAGAAAAGAGCGUGAUACUAAUUAACGAAAACACUUUGCAGAAACAUUUCUUGAACUUAAUCAAUUACAUUUACAUUUAAGUUGUAUAUUAUUUAAACUUGCAUCUCGAUAUAGAUACUGUUUAUUUUGCAAUUGAUUCUUUUAGUCUUUAUAUAUCAAUGUAAUAAUAUAAAGUCGUUUCUGCUAUCAUAAUUUAUGUAAAAAUUACAUAUAAUAAUACAUGAGACUUGGAAAAUAAAAUGACUUUCAAGUAUCAAAACUCAA
This is a messenger RNA of Nasonia vitripennis (jewel wasp), 1091 nucleotides long. It is a transcript of the gene Cbp20, whose product is annotated as nuclear cap-binding protein subunit 2. Gene Ontology annotation, molecular function: RNA cap binding. The transcript has 3 exons. NCBI's taxonomy places the organism in Eukaryota, Metazoa, Arthropoda, Insecta, Hymenoptera, Pteromalidae. Bases 206 to 682 code for a protein of 158 amino acids. Gene Ontology annotation, cellular component: nuclear cap binding complex. Gene Ontology annotation, biological process: mRNA cis splicing, via spliceosome. The record is from RefSeq and is a predicted model, not a curated record.